Thunnus maccoyii (southern bluefin tuna) is the source of this 4115-nucleotide messenger RNA. It is a transcript of the gene pdgfbb, whose product is annotated as platelet-derived growth factor beta polypeptide b. Gene Ontology annotation, molecular function: platelet-derived growth factor receptor binding; growth factor activity. The coding region runs from base 791 to 2347 and encodes 518 amino acids. Gene Ontology annotation, cellular component: membrane. Gene Ontology annotation, biological process: platelet-derived growth factor receptor signaling pathway; positive regulation of cell migration; positive regulation of MAP kinase activity. The record is from RefSeq and is a predicted model, not a curated record. Lineage: Eukaryota; Metazoa; Chordata; Actinopteri; Scombriformes; Scombridae. The transcript has 8 exons.
CCCGCAGCAGACUCUUGGAAAUCUGCUCUUCCCCUCACCACCGCCACCACCACCACCGCUGCGUAAUCAGGCCGGUCCAGGGCUGAGGCGCACCGAGCCACACAGCGCUUUUCUUAUUGAUAAGACUCCUUGGAAGAAGAGGACCGCAAACUACCGUCCUGACCUACGACUUUAUGUCAGAUGUUCAGCCAGUGAGCUGGACUUUGAGACGCAUCACGGUUAAAGAAAAAGAGACUCUUGAGGAGGACUACUGGAGAGAGAGAAGAAGAAAUGGAUUUUUUAAAAAUUUAAUGUCUGCUUUGGAUAAUUAUAACUUUACUUCUUAUCACUUUUUCACAGUCUGACUCCAGUUGGAUAGUUUUUUGUUGUGGUGUUUGGACCUUUAAUAUCGUUAAGUGUUUAUUAAGUUUAGCGCUCCUCAAACACCCACCGCACUCAAUUUGAGCUUUAAAACGCAAUUUGUGCGCUCAAUAGAGACGACUGAAGAAAAAGCAGCUGAGUUAAAACUUGGAAGUUUUUUGUUAUCCAGCACGUUGGAGCUUUUUUCUUUUUCUUUUUUUUUUAAACAAGGGGGACUUAAAAGUUGGUUGCCGCCGCUGAACGACCACGAUCUCCUUCUUCUUCUUCGGAUAUCUCUCCUGGAGAGACAACAGUGUGGACAGGCCGUCUACGCGCGCGCAGUUCCUCAGGGCGAGCCGCUGUCCCCACGCGCGCAGUGCUGAGGAGAGAGGGACUCUCGCGCUUCCAUAAAUGCCCGGUCCGUCGAAGAGGCUCGAGGCUGGGCAGCAAGAUGAGCUCGUGGGUACAGCUGCUGCUCGCGUUGCUGGCGGCGUGUCUGCGGUUUGGCGUAGCCGAGGAGGACCCUCUGCCUGCAGCCCUGGUGGAGCUGGUUAGAAACAGCCCCAUCUCCUCCAUAGAGGACCUUCAGCUGCUGCUGCUCUCUGACUCCGUAGAUGAGGAGGAGGGAAAUUCAGCAGCCAACGGAGGUCACAGACUACCAAGGAGUCUUGAUGCCCAGCCAGCCCAGCAGGCUCUAUGUAAAGUUCGUACAGAGGUGGCUGAGGUCACCAGGGCGAUGUUGGACCGCAGCAACGCUAACUUCCUGCCAUGGCCACCCUGCGUUGAGGUGCAGCGCUGCUCUGGCUGCUGCAACACAAAGAGCCUGCAGUGUGUCCCUGUUGUCACGCACACCAGAUACCUGCAGGUCAUGAAGAUCGAGUACAUGAACAAAAGACCCACGUACACUAAAACAGUGGUGUCAGUGGUUGAUCAUGUGGAGUGUCGAUGUCAGCCAGUUCCACGGCCCCCAGUGCUCAAGAGAAAAUCAUCUCGCAGACAGCACAGCCACAAUAAAGACCAGCAUCGAAACCAGACACUCAGCCAAGGACACGGACAUGGACAGGUCAAGGUGCACUCCAAGGAUGAGCUCCAUCAGUGGGAUGACCUGAAACAGAACCAGAGAGCCCAUUUGGAGGAUCUCCUGGAGCAGCACUGGAGCCCCAGAGGAGACACUUUCACUCAGCAUGGGGAAGGGUACAGUCUAGCUGGGGACGACACAUCUCGGUCUGAAGAGGCUAUUCUCUACGGUCCACACUGGGCACAUAACUCCACAGGGCUCCUUGGGAGUAAAGACCAAACAGAGAAUCAGGAACAUGUUGAGAGAAAGAAUGGUAGGAUCUCAGAAGGAAACAAGACUCUGUCCGCAGCAGACAAUGCUGGCGUUGACCAAAAGUUGGCAGAAGUUGGGGAUGGGUUACUGCUCAACAGUACUGAGGGGAAGAUUAAUGAGGGAAACAGGGAAACACAAACACACAGCCCAUCAUGGCGUGAUGACAAAUCCAAAUUUUCAAAGCCUGCAACUCACAAUCCUCAAGCCAAGUUCAGUCCCACUGAGGCAACCGCCGAGCAGGUUGGAAGCAGGUUCAGGCCUACCAAAGAACCAAAUCCAGAUCCUCGAGAGCAGGUGAGACGGAGAGGGAAUGAGACUCCAGAGGAGGAGAGGAUAUUACAGAUUGAGAAGGAAAAACUGGAGGAGGAGAGAACAGAGCUGCUUCUCCUCCACAAGAGGUUGGACCAAGAGAAGGAGAUACUGAGACAGCAACAAAUGAAGCGAGAAGAGGAGGAGCGGCAGAAAGAAAAGGAGACAGAUAGUCAACACCACCUGCACAAUAAACACCAUCAUCAUCUGCAAACAACAACAACACAGAAACCAGAGACAACAUCCACGACUACUACACAGCAGCCAUCAGCUCCAGCAGGCCCCAGGCCCCCAGCCCGUCCAAAGAAAAGGAUGAGGAAGAAUCGCAAGCGAAUCAGCAAGGCAGCUAUGAGAGCAAUGCUAAUGUAGAACUAAAACAAUCCCAGGGACACAAAGUGAACUUGGAGUAUUUUGUGGAUAAUCCAGAGGUGCGGCAGAGUGACUCCCUUCAUAUAAGUAUUUAUUCACUUGUCAGUAACCUGCUCGUCCUGUGAGAUCUCCUCAGUAACACUACUAAUGCCUGUCUGAUGAACCUGUAACUACACCUGGAUGGAAUAAGAGGAGGGUGAGAAGAAAGUGGAAUAUAAAUAAAAGGUGGACCUCUACAACGACAGUUGCUGGUAUGAAGUAACGAGUGGCACCCAAAGACUGACAAACUGUGUGCAAGCACAGAACCUGUGGGGGACUGAAACUGCAUGGCUGUAGAACUGCGGAAAAUAGUGCAAUUUCAAAACUCUCCUUGGAACCUUGUUUUGAUAUCAACAGAGAGAAAUUGCACUUAUACGUCAACAGAACGAAGUCUAUACGGGGUUUAAAUUAGAGAGUUGUUGCUGAAAGACUUGAUUUUGUGAUAAGACUCAUCACAACUACCAAGUGCAUUUGGUGGAAAAAAAGGACAUAACUCCUUUGUGUCGUUGAAGAAUUUGUUGUAUUGUAAUUGGAUAAUCGUAGAGACAAUCACCAGUAGACUGCAACAAAUGUUGACCAAAAUGAGCAGUAUUUCCAUGUGUGAUAGAACCCACAUCUUGAGGGUUCAGUGUUGUCUCUGUUGGGAAGACAAAUCUGUGUAAAUUUACCGUACAGUACCAAGUCCUGAUAUCAUUUAUUAGCUAAUUAAAACAGUGAUGGUCUUUCUUUAAUCAUAUUUAAUUCUAUUCAACUCAUUGCAAACACUGGAAUUAAGCAGACACGUGAUUAGUGAACGAAAACAUAAAAUCUUGCUUCAGUGAGGUUUUCUGUUUCACAAUCAAAUCACACGUGUGCAGAAAAAAAGAGUAAGGAGCUUUAUGAAUAGUGAUAGGCGAUAGUGUUACACCUGUGACAUUACUGUGUGCUACAGUAUGUUUCCUAUUUAUUUAUCUCUACCAUUACUGUGGAUUAACUUUAUUUACACAUGCAUCAAACACAACGUAACAAUGAUUCAGUCUGGGGAGUUAAAGAAAGAAAGACAGAAGAUCAAACCUUCUGUGACCUCCCAGUAUCAUGCAGUGUUUAACGUCUAUGACCAAAAGUGUGUGCAUAUGUGUUUGUUUUGUACAUUGUGUAGUGUGUGUAUGGGCUUGUGCCCACACCUACACUUCUGUCAUGCAUCUCAGUACUCAUGUAGAAGUAUAUCUGUUCCUCUAUGUCUCUUUCUCUCUUUGAUAGAGAGAUGUCUCUCUUCCACUGAUUACUUUUUGGUAGAAAUAAUCACAUUCCUUUCAAACUCUGUGAGGAAGAGAAAGAAACACUUUACUGCAACAUAUUUCUCUUUAAGCGCCCCCACUGUAUUUCUUUAAUUUAUCUACAUCACAAUGAUUCUGACAUUUCACUCACAGGAAAUGAAAGAAGGAACAGAUCACUUAAAGGGACAGCAAAAUGUCAAACUUUGCAAAUGUAGAUAUUGUUUUGUGUCCUUCAUUUCCAUUAGUGACAACAAAUAGAACCACAGUGGUGAUGCUAUUCUGUGUCCAAUAACGUAUAACCAGCCAAAAACACCUUAAGUUAUUGAAAGACAUGUACGUUUUUCGUGCCAACUUACAACUGUUACUGAUUCUGUCUGUUUUAUUUUGAGUUAUGACAAAAAUAAGGAAUGUUUGUGAUAACUUUGCCACCUAAUGCUAUUUUCAUAUGGGUAUAAGAAGCUAAUGUGCUUAAA